AUGUCUGACAAUCUCGAGCUCGCUCCCGGAAUCUACAGGAUUGAGAGUGCCAAGUGGGUGGGGCAGGUAGUGACCGUGGGUCGUCCUAAUGCCAUCGAUGGCUUCCAGAAAGGUCUCGUAGGCGGUGUGCAAGCCUGGUUGAUCAGAUAUAAUGAAACCGGUCUCGCGACGUUCCAAGGCCGUUCGGCCGACGCGCCGGAUGGAAAAUUCAUUGCUGUCGACUGGAGCGACAGUACUCUGUUUUACGAUGACACGCCUUCGAGUUUUAUACUGCGCAGAAUAGGAGAUUAUGUUGCGGUAUGUAUGGAAACGCCCGAAGGUGUCCUUGCCUGGCAGCUCCCGUCUCCGGAGAAUGGCACGCCUAUAAAGCUUGACAGCCUCGACAGUGAUGUGAAAUUUAAAUGGCGUUUUGAAUUGCUGAACUGA
Molecule: messenger RNA, 426 nt
Organism: Suillus paluster
Lineage: Eukaryota; Fungi; Basidiomycota; Agaricomycetes; Boletales; Suillaceae
Exons: 5
Coding region: 1-426 (141 amino acids)
Source: RefSeq, a predicted model, not a curated record